CAUCAUGAUCAUGCGACUAAGAGCACAAUCUAUGCACAAUACAUGCCGACCUGACCAACAAAUUUUCCUCGCUCCAUUGUUCUGGAAACAUGGUGCAACGCGUGUCGAAGAGCCAGCGAAGUACACGGCGUUCCGGUACAGUAUACCAAGAAACAACGAGCCGGCACCAACGUGUACACGUGUGCACCUUUGGAAUAAACUGCUAUAUAGUAUACGACCACAACCACACACCCAUAAUCAAACUUCCACUCUUCCCGACACAACAUCAAAACUUCCACCCCCCAUCCCAGAACUGUUCUGAAACUCUUACAUUGAACACAGCCCAAGAAAGUAAUCACCCAUCCUACGCAUCUACCAAGCGGAAAAUGUGUGAGUGGCAAGUUAUCCAAUUUCUAACAUGUCUCCACUACAAAAACCACUGUAUCCUGAGAUGCCAACUCAUGAGCGGUCGUCCUAGUUGGCAAGCCUGUGUCCCUCCAUCGAGCGACCAGCGAGAUCUGGCCCGCAGCCAUGACGAUCGAGAUGUCGUUGCCGGAAUGUGUCCAGUGUGCAGGGGGCUAACUCCACGCAGCUCUCGAGAUUUCAUGCAAGCUUAAGGACCAAGUCGAAGAAUUGAGAAGGAAAGACUUGAAAUGGUCAAGUAGCUUUUCACGACAUGGCUGGAACUCUGGGGGAAAGGAAAAAAGGUUUCCUCUGGUUUUUGCUGGAGAUGGGAAUGGAAAAAGGGUAUAUCUGCGAAUGUGCAAAUUAAUGCGAUGAUGUGUUGGAUAACGCUUGCAAGGAUAUAAUAAUGUCAAUCAAUGUGAAAUUCAAGUCUGCAAUUGCCGUAGACUCAAUUCACACCCAAUGUAUUCUUUUGAUUUUUACCUUCUAGUGAAAAUGUGC
Molecule: messenger RNA, 885 nt
Organism: Aureobasidium pullulans EXF-150
Lineage: Eukaryota; Fungi; Ascomycota; Dothideomycetes; Dothideales; Saccotheciaceae
Exons: 1
Coding region: 90-596 (168 amino acids)
Source: RefSeq, a predicted model, not a curated record